Geodia barretti is the source of this 498-nucleotide messenger RNA. NCBI's taxonomy places the organism in Eukaryota, Metazoa, Porifera, Demospongiae, Tetractinellida, Geodiidae. The record is from the annotation of a GenBank genome assembly.
AUGUUAAGUCCAGCCAUUCAGGAAGCAUUGAACAAACAGAUUAACCAUGAAUUUUACUCCUCCUACUUUUAUCUUUCGGUGUCAGGCUAUUUUGAGUCGCUUAAUUUGCAAGGUUUCUCGCAUUGGAUGCGGUUGCAAAGUCAGGAAGAGAGAGAACACGGGAUGAGGUUGUUAGACCAUCUCCACGAUAGGAACGGACAUGCGACCUUUGAAGCGAUUGCUCAACCGCCUAUAGAAUUUCAGUCCCCGGUAGAAGCCUUCCAGCAGGCUUUGCAGCAUGAGGACUAUGUAACGCAGACUAUCAAUCGGUUCUACGAGUUGGCGCUGCAAGAGAAGGACUACGCAAUGCAGGUAGAGUUACAGUGGUUUGUUUCAGAGCAGGUCGAAGAGGAAAAGCAAGCCCGUCAGAUACUGGAUCAGCUGAAAAGGCUUGGCGAUCAGGGGACGGCUCUGUACCUGUUGGACAAGGAAUUAGGCGAACGCGAGAACGACGACUGA